AUGGGUCGUUCCCAUUCAAAAGUUCAUGCACCCCCGCCACCCACACAAACGAAUUCAACCGUUCAUAAACGCAGCAAGUUUAGAAUGAAUAUCGAAAAAAAGAAAUUGAAAAAGUUUUGGUUUGGAAAAAAGAAAAGUAAAAUGGAUCAAUUGAAAGUUCCACUUCCGACAGUGACUUCUGAAAUCAACUACCAAAAUGGAGACUUUGAAGUUGAAAUUAAGCGACGAAUGCAAGAACAAUUGGCAUUCAACAGUGACAUCUUUGUUCUCGAUCAGAUGAUGAUGUCCGUACAAUUUUUUGCUAAUUAUGAGAGGGAUCUAUGGGAAGCCGUCGAAUUAAAUCGAAAUCGUGAGAAUCAAAAAACAGAACAAGUAACAAAACAUUGUAAGACAAUUUUGAUGCCUGAUCGAUUAUAUGAAGCUGUAGAUCGUCGUGUUAAAUAUGUGGCAAAACAUGGGAAAUUUAAAAAUCAGCUUCAACCUCUUCAAACACAAACAAUUUACAUCGUUCACGAUAAUAUUGAAAUAACAAAUCCCGGCGAGAAUUCAGUUUACAGCAUUUUAUCUGAUGCACCGAUUUACAAGCUUCAAAUUGACGAUCCAUUUGAGGGAAGUCGCAAAAAGAAAGUUGUUCGCCAUGUCGGUUACAUAAAAUUGAAAAGCUUUGAGAGAAUCACUAAGAAUGAUGUUUUGAGUUAUAAUUUAUCAUCUGACAGUCAAUAUGUGAGUGGAUCAUUGAAGAAUGAAGACGACGACGAGACUGACAUUGAUGAAGACGAAAUUGAUGUCCCCGAAGGAUUUCUGAGAGCAAAACUUCGUGACAGCAUCAGAUAUGGAAGGAAUAAAGUUGAAUAUUACACGCCAUCAUCAGUUUCAAUAUCACCAGCAAGCAGCGAAUAUGAUUACACUUACAUCAGAGCAUUGCACACACAUCAACCUCUAAACAUGUUACGGCAAAGCGCGUUAAUUAAAAACCCAUUGUCAACUGUCAUGUUACCUGACACAUGCAUUUCAAAUGUCAGUCGAUUUAUGAUCAACAAUAAGAAACAAGAACAAUUUUACAGCACUGGUUACUCCACUGAUGACGAAUCAGAAGAGAAAGAAAUCAAUGAAAGCCAAUAUGAGUGUUAUGAAGGAAGCAGAGAAAGUUACUAUUAUGAAGACAAGCAAUAUUUGAAUUCCAAAGAAUUCUUAUCUUAUUUCAUCAAUUUAUUCCAACAAACACUUGCAAGUGAUUUGGGAAUUUCCGAAGAAACGAUGAAGAAUGCAACGUGGAAAGGUUCGGCAGUGUAUUGUGAACCAUGGGAAAUUAUCCCAGCAAUUUCAUGUCCAUGGCCACGUGAAGCGAAUGAAUGGAUAUUCCGACAGAGAGAGAGUCGAGUAGAUCCUUUAACAGGUCAAUUUGUACAAUGGCCUUCAAUUGAAAUGAUCAACAAAAUCACAAAUUUUGGUUGUCAUGUUAUUCCCCAAGGUUACGCACCUAAACUCGGAACAAAUCUGCAACGUGAACUUGAAUGGAAAAUUGUUUUCCCAGAAGCUGAAAGAUAUUUAGAAAGUCGCUUGACAUCAUCACAAGCAAAGGUUUACAUGAUGACAAAAAUUCUUCUGAAAACUUUCAUCGAACCAAAUCUUGAACGUGGCGUCAACAUGUUUACAACUGAACACAUUCGAGCGCAUCUUUUCUGGCAAUGUGAAUAUAAUUACACAGCAUGGUAUCAAGAACAUUUGGGAGAGGCUUUGAUAAAGUUUUUAACAUCUUUGCUUCAUUGCAUCAAGACACAUCGUCUGCCAGAUUAUUUCCUACCGAAACGAAAUUUAUUUCAGAAUAUUCCCGAGAAGAUUCUUGUUGAUCUUCAUAAGCGAAUCUUUAGAAUAGUUGAAAGUCCAGUGCCUUAUGUGAUGAUUGCUAUAAGGAACUUGAGAUAUCAACGAAACUUCUACCCGAAAUUAAAGUGCAAGCGACUUUACUCGCGACUUAUCAUCGACGAUCCUAACAAAAUUUACAACCCAAAAGUUGAUGCUUUAGAUGUCGACGCUUUGGUACAUGCACCGUCAGAUGAUGAAGAGAAAGAAGCGCCACUUGGAUCGAUUGCAUACUUUGAUCGGAAAGAAAGAAGGUCGAGAAAGAGACGAACACGAUGUGUGAGAUUUGCUCUUGAUGAACAUUACGUUGCUGCUUAUACAAAACGAAAGGAAGCUGAGAAAGACUUACGAAGAUCAUCAAUUGAAUCAAUUGACACAAAGAUCAAAAUUCUGAAGCAUAUGGAAAUGUUAAGACGGAAGCUUGUCUUUGAACUUUUUAUUGAACAAUUUAUCGAGAUGUCUCAUGUUUCGAUAAAAUAUCGUUCACUUCAACAAACAAUGGAAUUGUUGAAACAAGCGGAAAGAUUGUGUUUGUUAUUGCGUGAUGAUAAGUUUGUAGAAGAAGCUGAAGACUAUCAAAGUGCGAUAGAAUCAUUGCGUUUAGCAGCAGAGAAUUCAAUUUCGGCAACAAUUCAAGGCCCUGAACUUCCACGACGCGAAAGUUUACUCGAUAAAAAAGCAAUUAAAAUUCGUUUCCGUCCUGAAGAGCCAAUUGAAAACUCGAUAAUGGAAAGCAAAACAAACUUAACUGAAGUUCCAUCGGACGAUGAUAAUGACGAAAUUUAUAAUUAUCACAAAUCAAUUGUUGUUCAAAUUCAUGCAACAUCAGCUGAAAACUUGGCACGUUUCAACCACAAUGAUGGUGAAUAUGAUGACAUCGACGAAAUUGCAAGUUCAAUGGAGAAACUUGACACGCAUUUAGACAAUAAUGGAAGAAAUAUGAAACAUAAAAGUGAUAGUUCAGCAAAUCUUUAUGAAAUACUUUAAUUUCUUCCACCCACGCAAUUAAUAAUUAUUUUGAACACUUUCUGUGAUAACUUUUAAGUGUUUUUAAUGUUGAAUUAAUUAUUGAUCAAAAGUUAGGAAUCGCCCAGAACGAGAACAUUAACGAAUGAUAUUUUAAACAGGAUUUGAGUGUUUUCUUAUGAAUAGUUUGAGAAUUAAAUAAUUUCCUAAAAGUUGUAAGUUAAACGUCUUAUCAGUUCACUAGUUAAUUCAAUUUAAUUCUUCCGGAAAAGAAACCUUGUCGUUGUUUCUUCAAAAGUAACAAAAAUUAUUAAUUUUAAAAGAAAAAAAAUGUAAAAUGUUGUAAAGAAUGAUUAAAUAAAUAAAAACCAACUGAUUAGAACG
Clunio marinus is the source of this 3213-nucleotide messenger RNA. NCBI's taxonomy places the organism in Eukaryota, Metazoa, Arthropoda, Insecta, Diptera, Chironomidae. The record is from the annotation of a GenBank genome assembly.